Molecule: messenger RNA, 2194 nt
Organism: Asparagus officinalis (garden asparagus)
Lineage: Eukaryota; Viridiplantae; Streptophyta; Magnoliopsida; Asparagales; Asparagaceae
Product: probable E3 ubiquitin-protein ligase ARI2
Exons: 8
Coding region: 93-1742 (549 amino acids)
Biological process (GO): positive regulation of proteasomal ubiquitin-dependent protein catabolic process; ubiquitin-dependent protein catabolic process; protein polyubiquitination
Cellular component (GO): cytoplasm; ubiquitin ligase complex
Molecular function (GO): zinc ion binding; ubiquitin conjugating enzyme binding; ubiquitin protein ligase activity
Source: RefSeq, a predicted model, not a curated record
UAAAAGGCAGAGAGCACUUCUACUGGACACGAAAGCCUCUAAACCCCUUCAACAAGAAAAUUAAGAGGAAUCAGCGAAAAAAUCUCAGUUUAAUGGCGGACGAUUACGAGUAUUACUUUCCUUGCUCUUCAUCCAGCGAUCUCGAUCCCGACGACGAGUUGAUCGCUGACGAUGGCGAUGAUGAUGGUGAUGAUGGUUACGCCGAGAGCGAUGGCGAUCCGUCGGAGUUGAUCGACCGCUUUGUUGCCUCGGUCAUCACGGAAGACACCCUAUUGUUGGCGCAGAAAGAGGAUUUGGGGAAGGUGAUGGAUUUGUUUGCUUUGAGCGAGCAGCAUGCAAGGACAUUGUUGAUUUAUUACAGGUGGGAUGUGGAGAGGGUUUUAGAGAUUUUUGAGAAGAAGGGGAGGGAUAUGAUGUUUUUAGAUGCAGGUGUUAUGAUUGAGAACAAAGGGGCGAUUUUGGCUUCUUCGUCGGGGGAGAUUACUUGUGGUAUUUGUUUUGAUGAUGUUUCUCGUGAUGCAGCCACGGUGAUGGAUUGUGGCCAUUACUUUUGUGAUGAUUGUUGGACAGAGCAUUUCAUUGUCAGGAUAAAGGAAGGACAAAGUCGAAGGAUUAAGUGCAUGGCCUCUAAUUGUAAUGCUAUAUGUGAUGAAUUCAUUGUCAGGAGUCUUGUGAGCAAAAGGAAUCCUGAUAUUGCAGAUAAAUUUGACCGUUGUCUUCUUGAAUCUUAUAUUGAUGAUAAUAAAAGGGUCAAAUGGUGCCCCAGCACUCCACAUUGUGGAAAUGCUAUUUGUGUUAAGGAUGACUUGCUCUGUGAGGUUGAAUGUACGUGCGGGCACCAGUUUUGUUUCAGUUGUUUGUUGGAAGCGCAUUCACCUUGUUCAUGCUUGAUAUGGGAUCUAUGGAGUAAGAAAUGCAACACUGAAUCAGAAAAUAUUAAGUGGAUUGUUACUAACACGAAGCCCUGCCCCAAGUGUUUGAAAUCUGUGGAUAAGAACGGUGGAUGCAACUUAGUGGUUUGCGUCUGUGGACAAGCAUUUUGCUGGUUAUGUGGCGGCGCUACUGGGAGAGAACAUACUUGGACAUCUAUUACUGGCCACAGCUGUAACCGCUACAAAAAUGAUAAUACAAAGAAGAAAGAACACACAAAAAAGAACCACUACAGGUUUGUGCAUUAUCAUGAUCGAUACAAAGCUCACACUGAUUCCCUCAACCAAGAAAGCAAGCAGAGGAACACUCUGCUGGAAAAAAUAUCCAUGUCAGAAAAUAAGGAAUCAGAAAUCAAAGAUUAUAGUUGGGCGCUAAAUGGAAUGAGUCGUCUCUUUCGAUCAAGGCGUGUUCUUACAUACACAUACCCUUUUGCAUAUUAUAUGUUUGGGGAUGAACUCUUCCAAGGCGAGUUAUCAAAUAAAGAAAGGGAAAUGAAAAAGAAUCUGUUUGAAGACCAGCAGCAGCAAUUAGAAGGCAAUGUAGAAAGACUUUCUAUGAAUCUUGAGAAGGACUUCCAAUUUCUUACGGAUGCAAAAAUUGACGAGAUAAAAAUGAACGUUCUUGAUUUGUCAAGAAUUGUGGACUUCCUCUGCCUGCAAAUGUACAAAUGCAUAGAGCAUGAUUUAUUGGAACCUCUUGGGAAUGCAACACACCAAAUUGCUCCCUACAAAUCCAAUGGUGUAGAAAGAGCACCAGAACUUUCUAUAUAUUUGGAUCAUUGUGCUGAACAAGGAAAGCAUGUCAGCUCUUAAUAGAUAAGUAGGGGAGAGAAGUAUGACAAUUUCUACAGUGCUCUUUACAAAAUAUUCAGGAGAUGCCCUUCACUUAAUGCUCAAAACGCAAGUGAGGUAGGACAUGAAUAUAUUAUGUCAACAUCUUACCAGUAGCCGGUAGCUCCACUCCUGUACAGUCCAUACGGGAACUGGGAGAUGCAUACUGCGGGGAUAUCGAAGCUCAUCAAUUUUGUUUUUUUUUUUAAUCCUUUUUUUUCUGGGUCCAAGUAGGACGCUAGCUAUAUAUAAAAGUAAUAUUACAAAUAGAAAGUAGAAAUAUUACAAGUAUGCUAAUAAAUCAUUAACAGAGAAUGUCCUGUUUCUUUCUUAUUGUUGAUAGCGAGUAAUGCUAGUUCCAUCUCUUUGUAUAUAUUAUAUCUGCUCUGCGCUUUUGAAGUAUCAAUGCAUAAAGGAGUGGAAUCUUAUAGAGA